AUGGCAGCUGCUUCGUUCGCCCAAAGACGUUCGACAAAUUCCCAGCAAUCAAAUUCCGUACCCUCCACGCCGCAUCAACAUCCGCGAGACCUUCGGUUCCGUUCGCGAUCGCCUUCUCCCAGCAAGACGCUAGGACACAACUCUCCUCACUCAGCAGUCCCCGGGUCUACCGGUACUCCGAUCGCAGCGAAACCGACGCAAGAGUUUUGUAGAUUCGAGGCCGGCCCUGAGUACAGAACACGACGAAUCCCAUACCUUGAAGGUGGCGAUGUUCCGUUACCGCCGCCGACAGAAGAGCCCAAGGUGGCUCUCGAUCCAGAGCAGGAUGAAAAAUUGAGUGGCGACAUGAGAGAGCUCUAUGAUCGAUUAUUGCCGACAGAAGAGAGCGAAGAAAGAAGACGGAAACUCGUCCAGAAAUUAGAGGAUAUCUUGAACGGAGAAUGGCCCGGCAAUGAGAUAAGAGUCAAUGUGUUUGGAUCCUCAGGGAACCUGCUCAGCUCGAACGACUCUGAUGUUGAUGUUUGUGUAACCACACCUUUGAAAGCGCUCGAGUCCAUGCACACCUUGGCUGCUGUUCUGCAUCGACAUGGCAUGCAAAACGUUGUCUGCAGAGCAGGCGCAAAGGUUCCGAUUGUCAAGAUGUGGGAUCCGGAACUGCAACUCGCGUGCGAUCUCAACGUCAACAACCCACUGGCUCUCGAGAACACGCGCAUGAUUAAGACAUAUGUCCAGAUCGACGAGCGAGUACGGCCGCUUGCUAAGAUCAUCAAGUACUGGACGAAAAGGAGAAUAUUGAACGAUGCUGCCUUUGGAGGCACUAUUAGUUCCUACACAUGGAUAUGCAUGAUUCUCAAUUUCUUGCAGACCCGCGACCCGCCUAUCCUCCCCUCCCUCCAGAAGAUGCCCGGUUCUCGCUCCAUCCAAGUCAACGGCCAGCCUUCAGCAUUUGCCGAUAACCUAGAAGAGCUGCGUGGUUAUGGAAAAGGCAAUUCUGAAAGCUUGGGUCAGCUCAUGUUUCACUUCUUUCGAUACUACGGCUAUGUCUUCGACUAUGGAGAGCAUGUGGUCUCAGUGAAGGAAGGGAAGCCGCUUCCACGCAAAGAGAAGGGAUGGGACACAAGCAACCACAUGGAGAAGGAGUCGCACAAUCGCCUUUGCGUCGAGGAGCCAUUCAACACGCAACGGAAUCUUGGAAAUUCUGCUGACCUCUACGCUUUCACGGGCAUACACAAGGAGAUCCGAAGAGCAUUUGAUCUGUUGAAGGAUGGCUCUGGUCUUGAAGAAUGUUGCGCGCAGUUCGAGUGGCCGGUGGUUGAAAAGAACAUCUUCCAAAGGCCGACACCUAAGCCUAAACCUAUCCUCACACGAAGUGCUUCCCAGUCUGGACGGCCGAACAAUGGGAAUAACCAAGGACGA
Aureobasidium melanogenum CBS 110374 is the source of this 1416-nucleotide messenger RNA. RefSeq names its product Nucleotidyltransferase. The annotation marks the transcript as partial. Gene Ontology annotation, molecular function: nucleotidyltransferase activity. The record is from RefSeq and is a predicted model, not a curated record. Lineage: Eukaryota; Fungi; Ascomycota; Dothideomycetes; Dothideales; Saccotheciaceae. The transcript is spliced from 4 exons. Gene Ontology annotation, biological process: RNA 3'-end processing.